AAUACAACAUACGUGUACAUGCACAUAUUCAUGAAGUGAACAGGGCCCUCACAACUUACAACCCACAUGGGCAUGCGGUGAGAGAAGCUGCAAUACAUGUAUCUCCAUGGUCUACGGUAUUACUACAGUGUAGCUCUUUGUACUUUAUGGCUUGCAGCAUGUGGAUAAUGAUGUGCCAGGCAUGUCAAGUGAUUUGCUACAACAGCAGCAGAUGGUAUACCAGCAGCAACUGAUACAUCAGCAGCAACAGCUCCUUGCUGCUGAACAGCAGCGUCAGCAGCAGCUCAAAGAACAGCAGCACAUUUUGGAGCAACAGCAGCAGCAGCAACAGCUGUUUGAGGAGCAGCAGCGCCGGCACUUGGAGCAACUGCGUGCACAGCAGCUGGAGGAGCAACAGCAGCAGCAAGCGCUGGCAGAUCAGGCACGCCAGCAGCAGCUCCUGGAGCAACAACGCCAGCAACAGCUUGAGCAGCAAAUGAGGGAACAGCAGAGGGUGGAGCAGCUCAGACAAGAGGAACAGAAGCGGCAGCAGCAACUUGCUGAGCAGCAGCAACAGCAGCAGAUGUUGGAGCAGCGCCGCCUACAGGAGAUGGAGCAGCAACGCCAGUUGGAACAUCAAAAGCAGCUAGAACAGCAGCAGCUGCUAGAACAACAGCGCCAAAAAGAAAGAGAGGAGGAAGAGCGGCAGCAGCUGAUUGAGCAGCAGAGAGCUCAACUGGCAGAGGAGCAAGAGCGACAGAGGCACAUCCUGGAAGAACAGCACCGUCAACGCCAGCUUCAAGCAAUGGAAGAGCAACGCCAUCAACAGCAGCUGCUGGAAGAGGAAAGGCAGAAGGCCCUGAUUGAAGAACACCACCGACUCCUGCAGCAACAGCAGCAGCAAGAGUUGGAAGAGCAACAGCGCCAGCAGCAACAGCAGCAGCAGCAACGUCUCCUGGAAGAACAGCGCCAGCAGCAGCUGAUUGCACAGCAGCAAAGGUUGCUAGAAGAGCAGCGGCAGCGAGAGGAGGAAGAGAGACGACAGCAACUGAUCAUGGAACAACAGAGAUUAAUAGAAGAGCAGCGUCAGCAACAGCUGGAAGAACAGCGGCGGCAGCAAGAAGAAGCUAUGCAGCAGAUGGAAGAGGAGAAACGCAGACAGCAGGAACAGGCUAUGCUUCAGAUGGAAGAAGAGAAGCGUCGGCAGCAGGAGGCAAUGCAACAGCAGCAGGAGGAGGAGCAGAUGCGCAUGGAGGAGCUGCGUCAGCAACAGCAAGAGGCAGCAGCCAGGGAAGAGGAGAGAAUGCGAGCACAGCAAGCAGAGAUGGAAGCCAAGCAGCUGGCAGCAGCAGCAGAAUUGGCAGCCAAGGAGCGCGAGGAGGAAGAGAGAAUUCUGCAGCAGCAGCAGGAGCUUAUUGAGAAGGAGAAGCAGCGGCUGUUGCAACAGCAGCAGGAACGGAUCAGGCAGCGACAGGAAGAGAAGCAGCGUCAAGACGAAGAGACUCGGCAGAAGGUCCUGCAACAACAGCAGAUGCUGGAGGAACAGCAGCGAGCUGAAGAGGAGCAACAGAUGCGCUUGGAAGAGCAGAAGCGGGAAGAGGAGGAAGCUGAGGAGGUCGAGCUGCUACGGCAACAGCAGAUUGCCAUGGAGAUGCAGCGACAAGAAGAGGAGAAGAUACAGCAGCACCAAGAAAUGCUACGACGUCAGCAGCGGCAGCAAGAAGAAGAGGAGCAGGAGGAGCGACAGCGUGAACGAAACAGACCACCGCUCCUGUCAACUCCUCUGAUGGGACAGAGAGGCCUACCUUUACCGCCAGGGAUGGACCGACCCUACAUGCACAGGCCCAGGGGAAUGCCUGGACCACCAGGGGUGUCAGACAGAGAUAUCGACAGCCCAACCCCAGACAGCCGUGAGGAUGAAAAUGACCAAGAUGAUGAGGACAUGAUGAAGGGUAGCGUUGAGCUACCACAGGCCCUGGAGAAAGUGCUUGAAUUCAAGACUGUGCGCGCCCAGGAGCAUGGGGUCACGGAAGAAGAAGACUUGGCUGGGUUUGGAGUGCAGGGUGAUGAUGCAGAGGAGGCCGCAGAGGAGGAUGAAGACGACGAACGAGAAGAUGAUGACGAGGGAUUCGAGGAGGCCUCGUCAGGGGGGCCACAGCAAGCUAAGAAACUGACCAAGAACCAGAGGCGUAAGAAGAAGAAGAAGCGUCGCAAGGCAGCCAAGAAAGUGGAGCAGUUGUUGCAGGCCCAGGAGGGCCCCUCGGUCGACCAGGCAGGGGAGAGCGACCAUGGGGUAGAGGUGGAAUAUGUCCCUGAACCAGUGGACAUGAGUGACCCCAGCGUCAGGCAGUUCAGCAGAAUCUUUGAGGCAUUCAAGUUGUCGGAGCCAGGCAAGCCAGAUUCAGCAGCCAAGGAACCGAAAGUCGAGAAGCUUCCGGAAAUAAAGAAGGAUGAACCUAAGAAGAAGACGUCAGACGAUGAAGACUCAGAUUCUGACUCCGACAAUGAAAAGAAGGAAGACGAGGGUCCAAAGAUGUCCAAGAAGAAAAUGCGUAAGAUGAAUCGUCUGAGCGUGGCGGAGCUCAAACAGCUGGUGCACAGGCCGGACGUGGUGGAGAUGCAUGAUGUGACGGCCAGAGACCCCAAGCUACUGGUCUACCUCAAGGCUUACAGGAACACUGUUCCUGUACCCAGACACUGGUGCUUUAAGAGGAAGUACCUGCAGGGGAAACGAGGCAUUGAAAAGCCGGCAUUUGAGCUGCCGGAGUUCAUCAUGCGAACAGGCAUCAUGGAAAUGAGGCAGGCCCUGCAGGAAAAGGAGGAACAGCAGACAAUGAAGACUAAGAUGAGACAGAAAGUUCGGCCCAAGAUGGGCAAGAUAGACAUCGACUACCAGAAACUUCACGAUGCCUUCUUCAAAUGGCAAACCAAGCCCAAGAUGACAAUCCACGGUGAUUUGUACUACGAAGGCAAAGAGUUUGAGACCCGACUCAAGGAGAAGAAGCCGGGAGAGCUGUCUGAUGAGCUCAAGACGGCGCUGGGCAUGCCCAUAGGCCCUAAUUCUCAGAAGUACCCUCCCCCGUGGUUGAUAGCGAUGCAGCGAUACGGUCCACCCCCCUCCUACCCGAACCUGAAGAUUAGCGGUCUGAAUGCUCCCAUCCCUGAGACCUGCUCCUUUGGCUACCACGCUGGGGGCUGGGGGAAGCCUCCUGUAGACGAAACAGGCAAGCCACUCUAUGGAGACGUCUUUGGAACCAACGCAGCUGACUUCAAGGAGGAGGAAGAAGAAGAGGAAGUGGACCGUACCCGCUGGGGUGAGCUGGAGAGCGAAUCGGAGGAGUCAUCGUCUGAGGAGGAGAGUGAAGAAGAAGAAGGUGAAGAAGGAGAAGUGGAUGAGACGGGACUGAUCACACCGGCAGACGGUGGUCUGAUUACCCCCAGUGGGUUGACAUCUAUUCCCACCGGCAUGGAGACGCCGGAAAUGAUUGAGCUCCGCAAGAAGAAGAUUGAAGACGCGAUGGACCAAGGCGGAGAGACGCCCUCGCUCUACACCAUCCUGCCGGAGAAACGCACCGCAGUGGGCGGGGCUAUGAUGGGAUCCGCCCACGUGUACGAUACCACAGCUGCCAAGAAAGCAGGCGGUGCUGGGGAGGGCGUGGCUAUCACACUGGAUCCCAGCGAGUUGGACUUGGACACUGCGGCCAUGGCUGCCAAAUAUGAGCAACAAGUCCGUGAGCAGCAGAGCCAACUGGAGAAAGAAGACUUCAGCGAUAUGGUGGCUGAGCAUGCCGCCAAACAAAAGAAUAAGAGAAAGAAGCAGAGCCAAGACAGUGGGAAGGCAGCCAAGAAGUACAAGGAAUUCAAAUUUUAGGGUUUUUUUUGUUUUCUUAAUUAUGUUUUAAAUAGGCAUUUUAGAAGUUUACUCUCCAGUUUCAGAUAUUUCAAAGGCUUUGUGUUGGUUAUUUGAUUUCAGAAAAAAAAGGUGAAAUGAAUGGUUGAUUACAUUGAACUUUAAUUAAUAUUUGAUUGCAAGAAGGCUAGCAUUACUACUGGGUACGAACCAUUUAUAUUUUUUUUACAAGUGGAUUCGGCCAACCUCAGUUUUACACUUGAUUUUCUAGGGAACGUUGAUUUUUUUUCAUGGAAACCAUACAAUGAAAACAGGAGAGGAAGUACGCAUUUUUGAAAAUCAAACUUUCAUUUUGGAUGGGUGUUGUAAUUACAUUAUUAAAAAAAACUUUCUUUUUGUAAACCUUAAAGGCCUCUGGAAUCAAUCGAUUUUGACGAAAGUAAACUUACCGAAAUUGAUUCAGCAUGGAUGCCUGAUAUUACUAAAAUGUGACAAGAUUUUUUUUUGGAGCGCCUUUCAGUGUUUGGCUGGUCAGCUUGUGCUUGGAAACAAUUUAGGCACAAAUGAAAUUUUAAAAACGCCUGUUUUGUUUUGUAUUGAAAGAAAGAGAGAAGACAUUGAUAUUGUAAUGCGUGCCAAAUAAUGAGAAUUUUCAUGCUGAAAUUUCAAAUUGGCUCAAAAGGUUCAGCAAUAUCAUUUGGGCCAUCAACUAGCCGACAACAUUUCGGUCUUACAGCUGUGUGAAAAGCUAGAAGCUAUAGACAGUGUUACAUAGUUUCCAAAAUUGGGAGGUCGUUGUCGUGAUGCCAACUUUCAUCAAACAGUUCUCUCCUGCAGUCUGAAUGUAUAUCUCUUGAAACUUUGAAUGGUUUAAUAGUGUUGACAUAACUGUUUAGUGUGGGUCGAAUAACAUGCCGAAAAUGCUUAAAUGCCUAGAAGUAUUUUAAGCAAACAUUUAACAAAUAUUAAGUUCACACGACUGAAACUGUAGUAAUGUCAACUGAAAAACGGCCAACGAUACACUAUUACUUCAAGUGCACAGCAUUUUUUUUCUUAGAACAAUUUUUAAAGUUCUGCUACAUUCCUACAUUUUCGGUCAUUUCUCUAGUAAAAAUGGUCGGCAAAAGUUCUUUUCAAAGAGCCAGUAAUAUUAAGUUGGCCUUUUUUAUGUUGUAAACUUGUUAGGUAAUUUUAAAUCUGAUUACCCACUGUGAAAGAGCCUGCACUGUCUUCAUCUGAAUAAAAGUACCCGUUUGGUGUUUUGUAACAAAG
Molecule: messenger RNA, 5101 nt
Organism: Patiria miniata (bat star)
Lineage: Eukaryota; Metazoa; Echinodermata; Asteroidea; Valvatida; Asterinidae
Gene: sf3b2
Product: splicing factor 3B subunit 2-like
Exons: 19
Coding region: 182-3850 (1222 amino acids)
Biological process (GO): mRNA splicing, via spliceosome
Cellular component (GO): nucleus; precatalytic spliceosome; U2 snRNP
Source: RefSeq, a predicted model, not a curated record